AAUUUCGCGAUACGUCUAACAGUCGAAAUCGUAGACUCUUACGUCUGAAAUUUUUAAACGGACUUUUACAAUUAAAUAUAUCCCGAUUAACGUCGUAUUUGGUAUCAUUUUAUUCAGAAAAAUAUCACGAAUAUAAUGGAAAAAGUUCUACGAAAAAAGGAGUCAAAAUAAAAAAGUUAUUAACAUAUUAGUAUUCUAAAGAAUACAGGUUUGAUCUUUGCAGUCCUCAAUCAGCGUUUUUUCACUCCUUAUCCACUGUUAAAACUUAUCGUCAAUUAAACCAGUAAACAUAGUUCAAAUUAUAUCGUGUUUGGUCUCAUUUUAAUCAGAACGUAAAAAACUUGUUGAUAAAAGUUUGGUAAUGUAAAAGCGAAAGAUAAGUUUUAUAUUUUGGUAUCGUUUCAUAUUGCGAAACUUUCGGUUUCGCUUGCAUCGAGUAGAUUAUCGCUUAUAUCGAGACUACUGCACUUUGAACAUAAUUUUUAUUUAAAAUUUCAAUGUUGUCCAACAUAAUUGAUUUUUUAUUUAAAAUUUCAAUUUUCUCCUAACAUCUUAACAAAUAAUGCUAACACUUUGCACAGCGUAAUCGAAAUACUUCAGUCUCGUACAAGAUCACAAAUUUCCACCGAGACAAGGUGUAGGAAUUCGUUGCGUAAAAUUAUUGGAAAAUUCUUGUACGUGUUUCAGGGAAAAGGAAUUAUAGUCCGCCCUUUCGGUUGUUUCAUAAAAGUGUUGGAAGAACAAUUACAAAAUAGUGUUUUGACGGUUUAAUUGGAUCUCAACCAUGAUCAAGUUUGCUUCCUGCAUUCUUCUGCUCGCUGCAGGUUGCGCUCUGACAGAUGCUGCAUCCCUUAGCGACAAUGUGGAUUCAGCCUUCUUCCGUUUAUUCAACAGGAAUGGCCCUAAUGUGGAUGUUAGUUUAGCGAAAGCAUCUGAACUUGUACCCCUUUUAAAUAAGACUGCAACCACAGUAUUUUAUAUUCAUGGCCACAUGGAAUACAUAGAGAAAGAUACUGUAACUCCUAUUACGGACGCUCUCUUAAACUAUACAACCAACAACAUAAUUGGGCUCGAUUAUAGAAGCAUCGCGAUGUUGAUUUAUCCGACGUCUGUGGCGCAAGCUCAAGCUCUUGGUGUGGUGGUAGCUAAUAGUAUAAAGCAAAUGGUAGAUGCUGGUUUGAAAGCUGAAAAUAUCUAUAUUAUUGGUCACUCAUUAGGUGCUCAGCUUGCUGGAAACAUUGGGCGCAAUCUACCAUUCAAAAUUCCUAGAAUAACAGGUUUGGAUCCCGCUGGACCACUUUUCUACUUUGAGUAUCGUCGUUUGAGUGCUUCCGAUGCGCAAUUUGUGGACAUUAUACAUACAGACGCCGGUGUUUUGGGACUAGCUUUAUCUACUGGCAGUGCUGACUUUUACCCAAACUUGGGUCAUGGACCGCAGCCAGGAUGUAAACUUGAUAUAAUGAUAAGUGAAACAGCGUUGUGCAGCCACCACAGGUCCUGGAUGUUCUUCAUCGAAUCGCUUAAGAACAAAGACGCUUUCGUCGGUGUUAGAUGCAACAACGAGGUGCUCUACACCAGUGGAGUAUGCGAUGGAAAUAGAAAGGCUGUUAUGGGCUAUUAUGCUUCCACCCAAAAGACAGGUGUAUACUUCCUUCGCACAGGUGCAAACGAGCCUUAUGGCUUGGGAGUCGCAGGAGCGCCAUUUAAAUCUUCAUCGUGAAGGAAAUCUGUGCAACGGUGUCGCGAAUACAACUUUUAUAAUGUU
This is a messenger RNA of Megachile rotundata (alfalfa leafcutting bee), 1765 nucleotides long. RefSeq names its product lipase member H-A-like. Lineage: Eukaryota; Metazoa; Arthropoda; Insecta; Hymenoptera; Megachilidae. Gene Ontology annotation, molecular function: serine hydrolase activity; lipase activity. Gene Ontology annotation, biological process: lipid catabolic process. The record is from RefSeq and is a predicted model, not a curated record.